AUGUCGCCCUCCCCCAUGCGACUGCUGCUGCUGCUGCUGCUGUGGCUCUCAGUGUUGAUGCCCGGCCUGCUGGCCGCGGGAACGCCCAGCCGCAACGCCACCGACAUGGAGCUGCCCAAACAGCGAAUCGAGGCAGUCCGCGCCCCAAUCCUGCCCAAGGUGGUGGGGCUGUCCCGCACCCUGAAUAAGAGGGAGGUGCCGCCCGGUCCAGUGCCAGAGGACACGCUCGUCCAGUACAACAGAAGACAAAACCAGGUGGGCAGGAAGAGCGCCAAGGAGAAGCCCCAGCCCCAGCCUGUUUUGGACUUCCCUGCUAAGUUCUUCCACAUGCUAAUGGUGGACAGCAACCACGAAAUCUACAAAAAAUACAAAGAAAGCCGGCACAGUGUCUAUAUGCUCUUCAACACGUCAGAGCUCCGGCAAGUAGUGCCCCAGCCGAGGUUGUUGUACCGGGCGGAGCUGCGCCUGCAAGUGCUCAAGAUACAGAAGGAGCAGAAGGUGGAGCUGUACCAGAAAUACAACAAUUCCUGGCGCUACCUCAAGAGCCGGAAGCUGAACCCCAUAGACACAAAUGAAUGGUUGUCCUUUGACGUCACCAGGAUUGUGCGGAAGUGGCUGAGACAUGGAGAGGAAAUAGAGGGCUUCCGCCUCAGCGCCCACUGCUCUUGUGACAACAAAAAUAAUGUCCUCCACAUGAACAUCAACGGGGUCACUUCCAGCCACCAAGGUGGGCAAAUCGCAACUGAGAACAUGCAACGGCCCUACUUGCACCUCAUCGCCACUUUGCCGGAGGAGGCCCAGUAGCUGCACAGCGCCCAGCACGGCUGAGCCCUGGACACCAACUACUGCUUCAGGUGA
This is a messenger RNA of Lepus europaeus (European hare), 858 nucleotides long. RefSeq names its product transforming growth factor beta-1 proprotein-like. Gene Ontology annotation, molecular function: cytokine activity; type III transforming growth factor beta receptor binding; type II transforming growth factor beta receptor binding. Gene Ontology annotation, cellular component: extracellular region. Gene Ontology annotation, biological process: SMAD protein signal transduction; transforming growth factor beta receptor signaling pathway; BMP signaling pathway. The transcript has 5 exons. Lineage: Eukaryota; Metazoa; Chordata; Mammalia; Lagomorpha; Leporidae. The record is from RefSeq and is a predicted model, not a curated record.